Messenger RNA from Porites evermanni, 12086 nucleotides. Lineage: Eukaryota; Metazoa; Cnidaria; Anthozoa; Scleractinia; Poritidae. The record is from the annotation of a GenBank genome assembly.
AUGAGCGAGAGACAGAUAAACCUGCUAUCUGCCUUCACGUCCUGGGAUCGCUGCAGUAACAUGUGUGUUCAACUCAUGGAAGCGUUAAAAGACGCAGGCCUAGACGUCACGGUUCUUGCUCUAGAAGGUCUUUCCCGCAUUGAAAACGACGUAAAAUCAGAUCAGUUCCCAGGAAGUGUGGGUAAUAAAGUUCGAGACGUUCUGCGACAAUGGCGUUGCGAGUCGCCGUUAACAGGUGCAUAUUCAGGAGCAUACAAACGGGUACCUAAAUUUCUAAGAAGUCUCACCAUCUUCACAACGUUUAAAGUACCCCUAUUCAUCGACGACUUCGGAAAAAAGGAGCUACUGAACAAUUAUACAGAUAGCGAAGACAUCCAUAUCAAUGAAGAGACAGCGAUUUUUCACGUCACUCACUCGCAGGAAGCCGGAAAGAUAGUUAAAGAACAACAGUUGAAACCAAGUGACAACAAGAACAUCAUCGAAGGAACUUGGUUUGGACUUGACGAGUCGCCUAGCGUCUAUGGUAGCGAAAGCUUUCAAACAACGUUCCGUGACUUAGGCGUUAAGGGGCUUCGUCAAGGCGAGAUUGUCUCUUACAAGAAUGAGGUCAAUGUGAUCCUGUACGCUGAAGAGGGUACUACGGAGUUUAAAGGUUUGAAGAAACCAACCGAUGAAGCUGUGAAGAAAAGAAAUUCAAACGCAUAUAUACAUGUAUCCAUAUUUGUGCCAGCCAAAUUCUUACCCUCCCCUGACGAAUUUAAGGAAGUUAUUAGCGGUCCUAAAAAAGUUCUUCACGGCCCGUUUUGUGUCAGGAAGAAGCGAUCAAACCACCCGUGCACAGAACAGAACCAAAUCAUAAGAUGAUACUCCACGUCCAUGAAUAUGAAACUGCUUCUGUAUCGUAUACAUAUACAUAGAUACAUACAUAUACUUUAUUUGACCUCGAAUUUAAAGUAGCUAAAGAUAAGCUAGUAUCUUCGAGUUACAAGUAUGAUUUAAAAAAACUAAUAAAACAAGAAAUUAUAACAUUCUAAUAUUUAAGCUUUUAAAAAGUGUCAUAGUGACCAUACUGUAGAAUGUUGCGCUUGAAAUCAGGAAAGUCAGAAGUUUUAAACGAAUCUGGAAGAGAGUUCCCUAGUUUUGAAGCCAUAUACGAAAAGGAGUGUAGACCAUAAGUACAGUCGACUCCCAAUAACUCGAACCUUCAACGGAAAUCGAAAAAAGGUUCGAGUUAACGGGAGUUCGAAUUAUCGGGAGCUCGAAGAAAAUAGCCGAGAGUAAGGUAAAACACCGUUUUUACUGCACAGUGAACAUUUUAAUCUCAUUUAAUUGUAGAAAUGUCAAGUGAAACUUAAAACAUGCUUCAAGAUUAUAAAUCAGAACGUAACGUAACAAAACAUAGCCUAAAUAGAGCAUGCGUUUUACUGUUUUGAGAAGAAAAGCUGCUUCAAGUUAGCCUGUGACAAUCAACAUCAGCCUCCACUAGUAAACUAUACACCUACAAUACGUCAAUAGGAAAUCCGAAAUUCAAUGUUUCGGACGCCCGUAUACGGCUUUUUUCCCGACUUUUUAAGGGCUCAAAACAUGGUUCGAGUUAUCGAGGGUAAAAUUAUAUAGAAAAUGACCUGCGGGGAAACGAAAAUUGGUUCGAGUUAGCGGGAGUUCGAGUUAUCGAGGGUUCGAGUUACCGGGGGUAAAAUUACAGUGAAAGUAUGACGGAAAUCCAGGGGAAAUCGAUUUUGGUUCGAGUGAGCGCGAGGUUCGAGUUAGCGAGGGUUCGAGUUAUCGGGAGUCGACUGUAGUAUUUCUUGCAGACGUGUAUAUCGUCGUAUAUCUGGUAGAUGUUAGCAACAUCAAUCAUUGUCGAGAUAAAGAAAACAUAGCCUGCAGUGCAGGCGUAUUUUUGGGUGGGCGAAACCUUGUUCGUGUUCGAAAUAUUGUUGUAGCCGCCAUCUUUGAUUUUAUGACAGUGGAAAAUUGGGGAGCGUAGAAAUAGUAACCCUUACGGUAGGUGCGAGGGCGAAAGAAGGAAAGGAGGGAGGGGAAGGGGAGAAAAAAAAUACGGCGUUUUCUCUUCUCUCUCCCCGCCCCCUCCCCGCUCCCUUUGACUCGCCCCAUCUCCUCCUCUCUUCGGGAAGUUUCAACAUGACGCUUUCGCGAGCAAAUUGCGCGCUCAAAGAGAACGCCUGCACUGCAGGCUAAAGAAAACAGGAAAAAGUUUUUCGCAAAUUUUAAGCGUCCCCAUGAAGGUGUUCCUUUUGACGAGUCGACACAACCUGUGGCAUUGAAAUACUAACAUUCAUGAAGCAUUAUUGGUCUUGUACACCUUGUUACUUGAUUGUUUAUUGUCUAUUACCCAGUCUAUUACCCAGGGUCAUUUUUGAUUUGGCAAUUUUCUCGUUUCCCGAGCCAUUUUACCCUUGUUACGGACCAGAAAUAGACCUUAUUCGCAAUGCCCGCCGUCUUUGCACGCCCCUAGGAACUGAUGGGAUAAUAGCGAUCUCACGUGGUUUCUCAGGGGACAAACAAGUGAUAAAAUUUGCCAAGGCAAGAGAUCGCGGUCGUGUUUGUUUAUUCUAAACAACAGAAAUUGAAGGAUUUUUUAUCUUAAAGGCGAUAAUGGCAAAUUGUAGGUGGAAGUGAUCACUGGUACAUUUUUGGAUGCGGUAGCGACCGGACAUGUCCUCGCAGCAAGCAAUAAUGACGUAAAACUUGUCGAAAACGUACAUUUUGCGUUUCUAUUAAACCUCGAUCGCGAUUUCUUGCAUUGGCAAUUACAAAUGUUAUCACUUGUUUGCCCUCUGAAACACCACGUGACAUUCCUUAUAUCUCAUCAAUCCUAAAGCGCGUGCAAAGGUGGCGGGUAUAGUGAGUAAGACCCUGUUUACAUGGAGUGGGGGACCCCGGUCUAGUGGGGUAGGUUUCUUUUGUUUUGUGUCCCCCAUGGCGUGAAAACAAAAGAAACCAACCCCGCUAGACCGGGGUCCCCCACUCCAUGUAAACAGGCCCUAAGGCCUAAGGUCUAUUAAAGACAAAUAUGCUGAAAUAUUUCUCUUUGAACAGCUAUGGUGGUGAAGUCAUAUGUAGCUACAAAAAAUCCCGUACGCGUUAACUUUUAAUUCCAUCGUUAAAUGUAAAUCUCUUAUCAUCAAAACAGCUAAGUGAAAUUUACAAAUUUUAUAAUUAAACGUUUCAAUUGUUAGUUUUUUACUUCGAAUGGCUUUUCAUACAUAGUGAUAUAUUUGCUUAAUUUGUUUUUAAAUAAUACGCCUUUGUUAGGUUUAUGUUUGAUUGUCAUUUUCCACGACUGCCAUUAUUUGCCCUAAGUAUGAAUACAUCAGGUAGAUAUAUGGAUAGGUAGAUAGAUAGUGUUAUUAAAAUAAUCAAAUUGCAGCCAGCAGGUUAAAUUGCUUAAUUAUUUACAAUAUUAUAAAGGGUAUAUAAUUUUGGUAAAAGACUAAUUACAAUUUUGUUAAUUAGGAAUAAUGACACUAAAAAAAAAAGAAAAGAAAAGAAAUAUAACAUAUCUGACUCGAUGAAUAUGUUAACUGGUUUACACAUUAGGGCCAUUUAUACGAGGAAAAAUAAGACGCGGCUUACAUAAGACGCGAACUGUACCAUUUAUACGAGCAUGUCUUAUCUAAUAAGACGCGUCUUAGCAAAGCCGCGUCUUAUUUUAGACGAAAUGUGCCGUUUAUACGGAAAGUUCGCGUCUUAUUUACGCGUCUUAUUUUUCCUCGUAUAAAUGGCCCUAUUAACUGACAAUACAAAAAUAUAUUUGCACGACCGCACAUGGCCGGGGCUGGUAUGAACGACUUUUUGAAGCGGUUUGUGGCCUUGGUGUUUCGGAGGAAGAGGGCAAGCGAGUUUGUGCUGACCCGAGGAUAUACUAUUAAACAGCUUAACACACUGAUCGCUACGUCUAUCUUAUAAAGUGCUGAGACCAAAACUGACUAAACAGUGUUUGUAUGCCAGUUUGUGAGGCGUUAUUAUAGACAGCGGUCUUUUUGUAGGAACUCAAGGUCCUCACUUAGAUAGUCGAGUAGACUAUGGUGGAAUAUGGGUGAGCAAAUUCUAGUACCGUCUUAUUACUGUACAGCAGAAGUUGACAAUAUCUUUACAGCUCAUGCCAGCUGUCUUUAGCAGAACCGAAAAAUAGAAACGCUUAUUUGCUUUCUUAAUUGUUUCAUUUAUACCACCGUUCCACUUGAGAUCGUUAGACAUUGUUACAGUCAACCCUGUCUCACCAGACAUCUCUCUAAGACGGACACCUGAUGUUAGUCCCUGCCGUUUUUCAGUCAUUUUACUGUAACUAAUUGCCCCCGCAGGGAUUUCGCCCAGAGGCGAAAUCCCGAGGAGGCAUCCUAGUAACUCGCGCAGUAUAUUAAGGACAGUACUUACAGUUCAAAUAUACAGUCAGUAUACUAGAAAAAAUCUCGAUUUGCUCGAACUGGGGCCGCGAGGAAUCGGUAGGUAAUGAUGACGUUUCUAUUGUUUGCGCCCGCAAGUACGAAAUGGUUAGGAUGACGUAAAGACAGAAAAUCCUGAAGGGACCACUCAGGUAGAUUUUGUGACAUCUAUUGUGCAGUCACACUUCGAUACUCUUUUGCGUUACGCAGUGACAUUCUGUGGAGCAGUUGUUUUGAAAGUUAUGGACCAAAAGACACUCGUUAAGCGCAGGGGAGGUUAUAAGGUGCGUUUAACUGUGUAGAUAUAUAAACACUUGGAGAGUUUGCCAGACACGAGUUCACAAAUCUUUGAUUUAUAUUGGAAACCUUGCCAGACACUCUUUCUCUCUAUUUGACCGGAAUAAGACUCAGCCCCAAACAAGCAAGACGCGUGAACAACGGCUAGCUUAUCACUAGCAGAUUGAUGGACAUUUACAGAAAUUCGCCGACAAUCAAAUUCUGUGCUGACUUAUUCCCUGUUCACAGAUGUCCUUCCGUUAUAAAGUUUCAAAUAAGACUAGAAUGCGCUAGCGUGAAUCGAUCAAACGCCCUUUUAAUUUCUAAGGGUUACUUUCCGCCAAAUAAAAUAAACUGAAUGUAAAAAGGGAAAGAGAAAUAGCGAAAAAUUCAACUUCUAAUUAAAUCUUUUCUUAUGGUUUAGAAUAAACUAUUCUCGAAACUGAGAAUGUUUUGAUCAAAGCUGUGUAAAUCUAGCUGAAACUGUGCAUAGAACCUUGCGUUUCCUGUAUUUAUCUCACCUAUUGUAAGGAAUAUGUUAGCCUGCGUAGCAUGGCGGUUUUGGUUGGGCGCGCUAAGUAAUAAAGGCGGGCGAGGGCAGAGAAACCGCGAGGAGAUUGGGGCGGAAGCAACUUAUUUUUCUCGCGGCUUCGCCGCUCGUUCUCGUGCGCUUCGCGCGCGAAUUUCGCGGCUACGCCGCUCCUGCGCCCGGCUCGACAAAACCGCCAUGCUACGCAGGCUAGGAAUAUGUGUGAAAAUCUUCAUUAUGAAUCGGUAUAUUUCAAAGAGCUACACAACCAGCAAGAAUACUAUUAACCGACAAUAUACAAAACGGGAGCAGCUGUAGUGUCAACUAUUACUGGUUAUACUCUCUAUAAGACGGACACCUUUCUAAGACUGAUAACGGACACUACUUUUGAAACCGUUAAUGGACACUUGAAAAGUGCUUUAUGCAAUGAAAAUACCUCAAAACGGAAAUGUAGGUGCUCUACAUGAGUAAAGAUUUCCAGCUAGCAAUUGGCUUUGUAUAAUAGGCUAUUAGAGCCAAUUUCUUGCCAUAAUAUCUUGGUGUUUUUAUUCAGGACAAACUAACGAAGAAUCAGCUGCCACAGUUGUACAUUCUUAUUAAAAGACUACGAACACAAUUUGGUUUUUCUGGCACAGUUCUUUAAUGGUUAGAGUCAUACAUCCGAGAUCACUUUCAGAAGGUAGUGAUUGGAUACACAGAGUGCAGAAUAAUCUUUCAGGACUCAUUCUUAUAGGGCAUUUCUUUUAAGCAUUUAUUAGCAUUUUUAUCGCAUUUUUAGCCCAUUGUAGCAUUUCGUAUUUUUUUAAGGACAUGAUGGAUUUUUAUUUCUGUAAACGCAUUAAGGCAAUGCAUAAUGCGUUCCAAAAACUGUAAUUAUUAUUUAAAAAGGUUCUAUAGCUUCUAAAUUGGAUUACUGAAACUCUCGUUUUUAUGGAUCACUGACCCAACACUAGCGUGCGAAUACAGCCGUUUCUCCUUGCUCCACGGCUGUAUUCGCGGACUAACCUAGCACCUUAUUCCAGUUCUUUCUAACUUGAGGCGGAGCGCAAAUUAUAAAAGGAUUUAUUGCCUGCGUCGUAGGCGCUCUAAACCCGUUGUAUAGAAAUACAAAUAGUUCAGACGAGUACGUGGGCCGGCUGCAACGCAGGCUAAGGAUUUGCGACGCUGAAUAAUGUCGCAAGCUUGCAGUUUAUUUUGCUUCCAAAGUGAGGCCGGAAGUUGCUCGAGAUAUAGACUUUCAAAAAAAGUCCUUCGACGGAUUUAAUAUGGCGCGGGACGAAGGACGGCCUCUCGCGACUUCGGGUUGGUCCCUUCACGGCCUAAAAAGGCUCGCUCCGCUCCCCAAGAGGCAGUUACCAUGGUUUCGUAACCGUUGUGAUAAGCGUCAUUAUCCUUUUUGUUUGAAAGAAUAGAUGUUUUUAUACUUGUUUUUGUAUUGUGUGUUAUUGCUUUUCAUAAAGUUUAUGUUGCGAUGUUGUGGAGAUUGCGCAUGUUCAUCAAGUUUUGUAAGGGAGUGUACUGAUGUCAGUCACGUUGCUGGAGAAGGUGUGGAUUUUACUGUACAUAAGGAAAGUGUUGUUGUAGAGGAAAUAAAGGAAGUGUAACUGAGAUCUCGUCGUGCGCAAUUCAUUUGACAGAAAUUGUAAUCGAAACGUGGAAUUUGACGAAAAGUAAUAGCAUGCAGGUUCUUCAUAACAGAAUUUGAAACAGGAUACUGGCGGAGAUGACCUCUCGUGCUAGCAGACUUCUAGCCUGCGUAGCAAGCGUUUUCCGCGCGAGUUCGUCGAGAAAGUUGGGACGAGAGCAAAAAAAUUGCUCUCGCUCUAACUUUCGCGCAAUAACUUGAUUGGAAACGCUUGCUACGCAGGCUAGCAGACUUCCGGUGAAGAAGUUAAGGCGUCUGUUACUCAUAAGGAGAAAGGUAGGGUAUUUUUACGGAAGGGUAUCCGGAAAAAUAUAAUUUCUUACUAUUCCCCGCAUUCACAAUUAAUUCCACAACCACGACGCCGAAGUGCACGCUGUCUUGUCGUUGGUAUAUCUUCGGGACCAGUUCGGAACCAAUCGGUACAAGUCGGAGAAUCGUCGGUAAUUGGUCGUUUGAAACACGCUAUCUAUUUGACAUCUCCGUCAUGAUGGCCACCAUGGCAGACGGAUUAAAAGAAAGAGAAAACCUUUACAAGUUGAUGAUAAGGUAGAGUAAAGUGACUAAAUGUGUUGUUCGCAGUUUUCGUAGCUUAGAAAACGUUGCCAAAAGAUCUUAUAGGAGCAAUGAACAGUGGUAGGUGAAAAAAGCAAGAUGGCGGCUUUUUGUUUGGACCCCACAGAAGAAACAGCAAGAUCGAUAUCACAGACAUUUAUUUAUCUUUGCUGUUUUUUCCCUUAUCUAUAUACCUCAAAAAUUUGUCAUGAUUUUUAACUUUUAACAUUGGACCUGGUGGUAUUUCCAUCACAUGGUCGAUAGUUUCUGUGCAGUAUUAACCCGUUUAUGAUGAAUUGAUAGCUUACGUCUUGGUUAAUUGACUACUGAUCUUCGAUUCCCCCCCUUCUUCACGUAUUUUUCAAAGUUACUUUAAACACCAUCAAGGUGAUUUCGAUGGAUUUUGUAAAUCUGAGAAAAGUUACUUAAAGAUAUUGUCAAAAUGCAAUGUCUUUUUUUUCUUGUUGUGCAAGCAGCUGCAUAAGGUUGACUGUGCAAUGUGUGGGCGCUGAGAGUCCUUACUUCUUCAAUAAGCUAAAAUUUUCGAUUAUUUGCUAGUUUUUUCUCUAAAUGACUUUGUAAGGGAAACAGCUGUCCGAACAGCCUUGCCUUCAUCUUAUAGCGGUUUUCUAUACUCUAACGAAUCCGAAUAGACACAGACAAUCAAAAUUAAAAGAGCCAAUCGGGUCUCAAAGCAAACACAUGUGACGUGCUGUAUGUGUGCAAGUGUGCGCCAAGGUCACGAUCGAAUUCGACUGCGCUGUGACACAGAGGAUUUCAAUGUUGUUCCGCCCCAAGUAAGGGAAUGCGGAUUCCGGAAUUCCGGAAAUUUUUGCUUGUGGAAUCCGAAAUUCUGGGCUUUGGAAUCCUCACGCUACAGCGAAAAUCUGAAUUUAUCGAGACCCUGAGGAACCCACGGUAAACGUCCAUCAUACAUCAAAUGACAACACCCUAUACACUUAAUGUCAGAUCCCGAGGGAAACAGUUAGUUUUGUUUUCCCGAGAGUCCUGAUGUUUCCUGAGACGAAGUCGAGGGAAACAUCAGGACUCAAGGGCAAACAAAACUAACUGGUUUCCCGAGGGACCUGACAUUAAGUGUUUUGUUAUAUUCUAUUCUUUCACUUCAACAGCAACAAGAGAAUAACCGGAGCGAACCCAAACAGUCGACUCGGUACUUAUAGCCACACAUAUUUAAUUCUCAAAACCUCUGAAUGAAUGAUUUACAAAGUACCUUCCUUACAUUAUCUGCAUCAUUUUCCUCCACUAGCUGCUGUUUUUCUUCUGGGAACUUCUUGGAUAACUUUAAAAAUCGUUGCUUUUUAGCUUGAGGCUUCGUGUUUGUGUUGUUGUGUUCAUUCACGAAAAAGAAAACUGGUAGGACCUGGCAGUGUUUUCCCCCCGGGGGGGGGGGGGCACUUGGGUAUUUUUUGGGUGGGUAUGUGCCGCCCGGGACUCCAAAUUGGCACCCCGUUCUGGAAAAAAUUUCCCCUAAAAUUGAUACCCCAUUCUAGAAUUCGCCCUAAAACUGAUAUCCCGUUCUAGAAAUGGGCCAAUUUUUUAUACUCCGUUCUAAGGUGCAAUAAGAGUACAGCGGUUUGCUUGUUAACGCAUUGAACCGUAUGUUUAAAAGCAAUCUGUCCUUGAAUAAUUUCAAAUGUCUGCUUACAAAAGUGGAGCUUUCGUGCGUUCGAAAUAUUAUACCCCGUUCUAAAAAACGCCUCUGAAAUGGAUACCCCCGCUCUAAAUCAGGAGCUUCAAAAUCACGACCCCUUUGGGCGGCACAUACCCGUAUAGGUAAUGUAUGGAAGUACCCCCCCCCCCGGGGGGGGUUUCCCUCCUUUUGUCACGCCUCUUUCCACCAUGCUUUGAUCACGUGCUGUAAUGUAGCCCGAGCGGGGUACAUUGCUUAAUGUAUCACGAUCGGGAUACAUUUGAUUUUAGUCAAGGCCACGUGACCAAGAAUCAACCAAUGGCAGUCCCUGUUUAGUUGAGUAAAAGUCUAGGAAUAAAACAUUAUCACUGACCAAUCUUAACUGGCUCAAAGACAGUACCGUCGAACUUCUCCUUACCAAUACCAUUUUAUUGCUGAGAGUUCUCUUAUGUAAAUUUAAAAAAAAUCAACUACUGGAUCCUACUGAAAUUCUGUGGAAUAUUCAACUUGUAGCUAAUUCAGUUAAAGUUCCAAGGAGCAGCCGAAGUUCAUUCAAAUAUGUUGAAUUUAGGAGUUAGACGUGAAACGCCACAUGCCGUUCGUACUUCAGCUAAAUUUAGCGCAAGUCAAUCGAGUUUUAGACCGGUUUUUUAAAGUUUGAUACUUCUGAAGCCAUGAGUUAAGGACGGUAAUAGUUUCUUCAGAUUUUUAUGUAAACUGGUGCAGUCUUGAUUAACUAUCUGCGCCGUUUUUGUUUAGUCGAGGGAAUAAACACUUUGGUGAGGUGUCCCUGCCUAGACAUAGACAUGGACACUUUAUUUUACGUGGUAAAUAUGCUUCGCCAUACACAUAUCCCACGGGUAAAAUUAUUGCAGAAAUUAAUUUUUGAAUUACUAACUGCUAAGAUUAUGAAUUAGCUAUAAUAUAAUUCAGCUGAUAAUUUAAAAUACUUUUAACCUGAAAUUAUGACAUUAAGACCAAAGUCAAAAAAGUUUUACAAAUUUAAAACUUUAAACCACGUACCCCGUUAGCAAAUUCCUUCGUUCCAGCUUAAGCACGCAAAUUGUCCCUAUUCCGCGCGGCCAGACGAGUUUUGACUCGGCUCCAGCAUAACGCUUUCGUGUCACGUGACUGAACACCUGUAAAGGAUCUAAGCAGUCCGAAUAAAAAUCACGGUUUCGAUUCCUUUCUGCGCGUCCAUGAUAUCUCAUUAUGAAAAUAUAAAGAUGAUAUCUUAAAAGUGCGUUUUUAUUGCUUUAAGAAUCAAAAAUUAUUUUAUGAUUCUAAUUGGCAGUUCUCUCCGACAGCAAGUCUAGACUGGGUUUGUGCCGCAGGCAAAGUUACCAACACAGCUAUUGCAUCAUUGAAAAUGUUUCUCAGUUAAAAAGGAAGGCUGUGAAUCAAUUGCUGUUGUUUUCAAGUGAUAUGACAGCUGAUAUGAUUAUCGUAUUAUUUUUCGACGACCAAUCCGCAAAAGUUAUCGGUUGUGACUCAAAGCUGGCGCAGUUAAUAUGCAAAUUUCAGCUUUAGUCUUUGGGAGUCAUUACGGAGUUUAAGAUACGGAGACUACGGACUACGAACUACGGCUGGACGAGCGUUGUCCUUUGUUUGUAGCACUGGAUAUAGAACGUUAAGAUUGCACUACAGACAGUAGACUACGAGAGAAGAGGCGGAGAGGGAAACAACACGCAAAGAUUUUCUUGUUUUUAUCACAGUUCACAAAAAUACAAGUCAGUUUUGCUUGUGAUCUUAUCUUUAGAACAGUGAACAAAUUCUUCCAUACUUGAAGGAAGUAAUUACGUCGGGUGAAACUGGUAAACAAAGUUUUGGUUACACAGGUUUUAUUUUUUCGCCCACGAAUACUUAUGUCAAAUAUUCAGUAAAGAAAUAGAUAGAAAUAGUAACAGCUCAUUUAUUAGAUUUAGAAGAUGGACUUCUCCGACUACUGAUCUGAUGUACUUUGAAGUAUUGAAAUGCCGAGUUUCGAUUGUCUCGAAGAUGUUUACAUCAUUUUCAUUCAGCAAAUACGAUACAAAAACUCGCAUAAACAAAGGUUACACAAGUAGAAAAACACACUAAUCAGUUCGAACAAACAUUGAAACUUUUCAAGAGCGAAGAGAAAGUAAAUUACCUGCAUGAUUUCUCUUCUCCUCAGCCGUCAAUCUGAAUUCUGCGUAUAAACAGCUAAGUUUAUUUAAAUAUGAGCUUAGCUAGAUAAAAAUGUAGUCACAACGGUGGAUUAAAAGCGUAAAUCUGAGCAGAAAUUAGACACAACUUACAUAUUUCGCUUCCCCCUCACUUAAGGCAGGUGAAUUGAAACUUUUUUACGAAAAGACGAGAUUAUUGAAUUACCGAGACGGCAAAAAUACGAGCAACUACGUGGGAAAAAUGAACAGUCACGUGGUUUUGAUCAUGCGCAGUAGCAUGUUUAACCGUAGUCGUAGUCCGUAGUCGCCGUAUCUUAAACUCCCUAUUCUAAUUAUGAAAGCCGAAUAGUAGUUGCUACAAAGUACAACCAAAGGAUGGAUAAAGAUGAGUAACAUAGACCUACUAUCUACCUUCUUGACGUUCCGCAGUUGCACAGAAGUCUUUGAAAAGGUCAUAGAAGCUUUAAAAGACGCAGAUCCAGCGAUCGCUGUUCUUGCGCUUGAAGGUCUCUUCUGCAUUGAAGAAAAGGUAAACUCAAAGCAGUUCCCUGGGGUUCCAGAAUCUCAAGUCAAAAACAUUUUGCGAAAAUGGCGCUGCGAGUCGCCACUAAGUUGGGGAUAUGAGACAGAUAGGGCGCCUAAGUUUCUCAAAGGUCUCACAAUCUUUAAAACCCUUCAAGUUCCGCUAUUCAUCGAUAAUUACGGGAAUAAGGAACUAUUGAGCAGUUUUAAACCUGAAGAGAAAAUGGACGUCAGAAUUGAUGGAGACACACCGAUAUUUCACGUUACUCACCAGGAGGAAGCCGAAAGGAUAGCUAGUGAGGGUAAGUUUCAACCGAGUGAUAACAAGAACAUUAUCAAAGGAAUUUGGUUUGGA